AUGCAGAAUUCUAACAUAAAGCCACUUGCGAGUAUCUCUUCCGCCGAAGACAGCAAUGAAAUCUUGUCAUACGUACAACAACGACGACUUUCAAUAAAUUCAAAUGGACCAGAUAAGAUACCCAAUUCUUUUAAUCUUCACCACCCAUUUCAUCAUGAUGAUAACAUGUCAAGAACUUCAUCAAUACAGUUAUCUGUGAAUGACCUUAUUACUAUGCACACAGAUGAGCUUGGUCCCGAGCCAUCUACAACAACUGUUCAAGAAGUUAAAGUUCUACUUUCUUAUUCAUUUCCUAUGAUUAUAACGUUCAUUCUUCAGUACUCCUUAACUGUUGCUUCUGUAUUUUCUGUUGGAAGAAUAGGUGGAACUGAAUUAGCAGCUGUUAGUUUAAGUUCAAUGACAGCCAAUAUAACUGGGUAUGCCAUUAUUCAAGGUGUGUCUACUUGUUUGGAUACACUCUGUGCUCAGUCAUAUGGAAGAAAAGAUUAUAAUGCAGUAGGUGUUCAUUUCAUCAGAUGUAACUACCUAUUAAUGUUAUUAUUUAUACCGAUAUUUCUGUUUUGGGUUUGGGAAGCUGAACCAGCAUUGUUAAGCUUGAUUAACGCUAACGAAUCUAGUGAUAUGUGUUUAUUAGCUGCUAAUUAUUUAAGAAUAUUGGCAUAUGGAUUACCUGGGUUUAUUUUGUUUGAAAAUGGUAAACAUUUCUUACAAAGUCAAGGGAUGUUUGAAGCAUCAACUUAUGUGUUGGCUAUUUGUGCUCCACUUAAUGCAUUAUUAAACUAUUUGUUAGUAUGGGAUAGUAACAUCGGAUUGGGAUUUCUUGGAGCCCCGCUUUCAGUGGUUAUUACAAAUUGGCUAAUGUUUAUUUUAUUAUACUUGUAUAUUUUCAUUGUUGAAGGAUAUAAAUGCUGGCCAAAACAAGGAUUGCUUAACAGAAUAUUCUUUACCAAUUGGAACAAAAUGAUUUCCCUCGCUAUACCAGGUGUAUUGAUGGUAGAGGCAGAAUGGUUAGCUUGGGAAAUUAUAACAUUUUCAGCUGCUAAAUUUGGUACUAAGGUCUUAGCUGCACAAUCAAUCAUAACCACUACUUGCAUAUUGAUCUAUCAAGUUCCAUUCGCUUUGGGUAUUGCGACCUCUACUAGAGUGGCUUGGUUUAUUGGGGCUGCUUCCAAAGAAACAGCAAUUACUGCAACCAGGGCUUCAUUAUUGACCUCACUAGCACUAGGACUAAUUAAUUGUACGUUCUUACUAUUGUUUCGUCAUCCAUUGGCUUCAUUAUAUACCAAGGACAAAGAAGUGAUCAAGUUAGCGGCAAGAGUGUUAGUGAUUGGAGCAAUAUAUCAAAUCAAUGAUUUCCUAUCAUGUUCCACAGCUGGAAUUCUCCGAGGUCAAGGACGACAAAUGAUAGGUGGUAUCCUAAACUUGGUGGGUUAUUAUUUGAUUGCGCUUCCUGGUGCAUAUUUUUUUGCAUUCGUUGCAAACCUAGAAUUGCUCGGCCUUUGGUGCGGAAUGAUAAUUGCGCUCGGCUUUGUUUCCCUAACUCAAUUAUACUUCGUAAUUAUAAGCGACUGGGAUAAUGUAAUUGACAAAUGCAUAAAUGAGGGUAUAAGCGAAGAUGGACAUUUGAAUAUCGAAACACAUUCUUUGUUGCCGAGUAUGAGCAACUCAGGGGCCAUAUAG
This is a messenger RNA of Spathaspora passalidarum NRRL Y-27907, 1680 nucleotides long. RefSeq lists its product as uncharacterized. Gene Ontology annotation, biological process: xenobiotic detoxification by transmembrane export across the plasma membrane. The record is from RefSeq and is a predicted model, not a curated record. The transcript is spliced from 2 exons. Gene Ontology annotation, molecular function: antiporter activity; xenobiotic transmembrane transporter activity. Gene Ontology annotation, cellular component: membrane. Bases 1 to 1680 code for a protein of 559 amino acids. Lineage: Eukaryota; Fungi; Ascomycota; Pichiomycetes; Serinales; Debaryomycetaceae.